CGUCCUGGAGACAGUGUAAGGUCGGGCGAGGCGUUUCCAGUCGCCCCGUCUGUCUCUGGCGCGGCUGCCAAAUCUCUGCGCUGAACAGGAACGGCGGAAGAGGGGCUUAUCUCAACCCUCCUCUUCCAAAAGCUGUUCUCCGGUCUCCCCCCCCCAUCUAGUACUAGAUACGCAGGUUAAACUGACGAUGGGCAGUCUCGCUUGUUAUCUACGAAGCGUUUGCUGUAGAUUUCGAGUUUUUUUUGUUAGCCAGCUACAUUAGCUAAACGUUUUAACCAUAUUUAAUUUCGUCCUGCACUUAGUCGCCUGUUUUUUUUCUCCUUCAAGAUUUGAAGUCCGUCGCUUCGGAAUUUCGAAACGCGUCUCGUAGAUAGAAAAACCGACGCGUGUUUUGUAGGACAUAAGAAAUCACUUAAAAACCUUGGAAGAGACAAUCGGCAGUAGUUUCGGUGAAGACCGGAGCAAAAAAGGAAAAGGAGAGCGAGAGAAAGGGGGAUAAUAUACCUCCUAGUUAUUAGGUACGGGAGCGAAGUUCCCGAGUCGGUGGAGGCGCCGUUUAAAGGGAACCGGGAGCAUCUGCACUUCUCCGUAGGACCCAUUAGAGCUCGGCCAAAGCAAGACGGCACUUCACACGUUUUAUCUGUGAUGAAUAAUUAAUAAUCUACAUUUUAUAUCCGGAGGCCUUUCCUUGGAUUGAAGUCAAAUAUACGCUUUUCAGACUGUCCCAGUGUCGCUGACUGCGCUGCUCACAGAUUGAUCUGCAUUUCCAUAUCCAUGUGGAUGUACUUUAUUUUUUAUUUUUUCAAGUACUAAUUCGAGUAACCCACUCGGUAACACUUUUUUGCGAAGCACUGUUUGAUUUUUUCCAGCUGCUCAAAAAUACUCUGCGCGCCCAAGCGGACUUGCUGUGCCAGACGGUCCAUCAUGGUGACCAGUCAGAGCUUAUUUGUGUUAUUGGGACAUUAAAACACCCGACAUGGACUGUUGGGCAUUUUGGAAAAUGUAGGCGUAUAGUUACUUUUUCCCGACUGCCGACUUGACUUGGUAAUAAUGUAAUGAGAGAGGGGAGGGUGAAGAGAGCUGCCGAUAAACAGAAGGAUUUGAGUAAUACUGCAGUUUGCUGGGGAUUCACACGGAUACGCGGAUUACAGCGUUUCUACACGGAGGCCGAUCGUCUAGCUGUGCCAUGCGCUUACAUGAGCCUCGUUUCUCCGCCCGGAGCUCGGCUGUACGUUACGGCGUCAGUGAAUGAUCUCGGAUCGCCCGGCUUGAGCGAGGGGCGACUGGGGAAAGCGAAAACUUUACGGGAAAGCCGCACGUCGCCGCGGAGCCGGAGCGCAGCCAUGGCCACGGCGGUGCUGGCGCUGGGGAUCUGCGCCGUCUUGCUGCUCAGCCCUGUCGCGGCUGCUCAGAGCGAAGAGCGCGAGUGCGCCUACUACGACCCGCAGCAGCAGCUGGACGAGCAGCACGUUGGCGGCGACAUCCAGGCCUGGAGGGAGAACACCACGGUGCGCUGUGCCAAGGGCAGCCAUUGCUACGGCCUCUGGGGGAAGGCCCGCGAUGGAGACAUUCGAUUGGUCAAGCAAGGCUGCUGGACCCACAUCGGCGACCAGCGCGAGUGCCACAAUCACCGCUGUGUGGUGACGGCUACGCCCCCCGCCAUGCAGAACGGCACCUACCGCUUCUGCUGCUGCAGCGGCAACAUGUGCAACGUCAACUUUACGGAGAACUUCCCGCCGCCCAGCCCGACCAGCGCCCAGCCGCUCUACCCAAAGCAGCUGCACCGGGAGGAGGCCAUCGUCAUCGCCCUGGCGUGCGUCUCCGUCCUGGCAGUCCUCAUCGUGGCGCUCUUCUUCGGCUAUCGCAUGCUGACAGGAGACCGGAAACAGGGUCUGCACAACGCGGAUGAGAUGGAGGCAGCUGCUUCAGAGCCCUCGUUGGACCUGGAUAGCCUGAAGCUUCUCGAGCUGAUUGGCCGAGGCCGGUAUGGCUCGGUCUACAAGGGCUCUCUGGACGAGCACCCCGUGGCAGUCAAAGUGUUUACCUACGCCAAUCGGCAGAACUUUGUCAAUGAGCGCACCAUAUACCGGCUCCCCCUGAUGGAGCAUGACAAUAUUGCACGCUUCAUUGUGGCUGACGAGCGGCUGACCACGGAUGGGCGGAUGGAGUACCUGCUGGUGAUGGAGUACUAUCCCCAUGGCUCUCUGUGCCGAUACCUGAGUCUGCAGACAGGGGACUGGGUGAGCUGCUGCCGCCUGGCCCACUCGGUGACGCGGGGCUUGGCCUACCUGCACACGGAGCUGCUGCGCACAGACCUGUACAAGCCGGCGGUGUCCCACCGUGACCUCAACAGCAGGAACGUCCUGGUGAAGAGCGACACCACAUGCGUCAUCAGCGACUUCGGCCUGUCCAUGAAGCUGACGGGGAACCGGCUGGUGCGUCCCGGCGAGGAGGAGAACGCUGCCAUCAGCGAGGUGGGCACCAUCCGCUACAUGGCCCCCGAAGUCCUGGAGGGGGCGGUGAACCUGCGGGACUGUGAGUCAGCCCUCAAGCAGGUGGACAUGUACGCCCUCGGCCUUAUUUACUGGGAGACCUUCAUGCGCUGCACCGACCUCUUCCCCGGUGAAGCGGUCCCGGAGUACCAGAUGGCCUUCCAGGCCGAGGCAGGAAACCACCCGUCCUUCGAGGACAUGCAGGUGCUGGUGUCCCGAGAAAAGCAGCGGCCAAAGUUCCCUGAGGCCUGGAAGGAGAACAGCCUGGCGGUACGCUCCCUGAAGGAGACGAUGGAGGACUGCUGGGACCAGGACGCGGAGGCGCGUCUCACGGCCCAGUGCGCCGAGGAGCGCUUGGCGGAGCUGCUGCUCAUCUGGGACCGGAACAAGUCCGUCAGCCCCACCGUGAACCCCGCGGUCAAUCCGGCAGUGAACCCCACAAGCACGGCGCUGCAGAAUGAGAGGAACUUGUCUCACAGCCGGCGGGCACCCAAGAUGGGGCCCUAUCCCGAAUACUCGUCGUCCUCCUACAUCGAGGACCACGAGGGCGGCGUGGUGAAGAACCUUCCCGGCGAGGGCUCCACUGUGGGCAGCGGCUCGGCCGGCCUGCCUGGCGGCAGCGAGAAGAACCGUAACUCCAUCAAUUACGAACGGCAGCAGGCUCAGGCCCGGCUGCCCAGCCCUGAGACCAGCGGUACCAGCCUGUCCAAUGCGACGGGCAGCAGCACCACGGCGAUGGGGCUCACACCCGGCACCGUCAUGACGACCAUCUCAGAAUCGGGGUACCCAGAAGAUGGGUUGGCCGUGACGACAGGGGCGACUGCGGUCCCUGUGUGCCUGCAACUUACAGAGGAAGACCUAAAGACUACCAAGCUGGACCCAAAGGAGGUGGACAAGAACCUGAAGGAGAGUUCGGAUGAGAACCUAAUGGAGCACUCGCUGAAGCAGUUCUGCGCCCCCGACCCGCUCAGCUCGGGGAGUUCCAGCCUCCUGUACCCUCUCAUCAAGCUGGCUGCCGAGGUCACCGGGGCCGCGGGUUCGGGGGCCAUGGGACAGGCGGAGUUUGGGAUGGGAGUGGGUGAAGCCCAGCCCCCCGUAUUCCCCCUGCCCAAGCAGCAGAACCUCCCCAAGAGGCCCAGCAGCCUGCCUCUGGGCUCCAAAACCCCCAGCAAGGAGCCGUCCUCACUGCGGCUGAAGUUCGGCAAGCACAGCAAAUCCAACCUGAAGCAGGUGGAAACAGGAGUGGCCAAGAUGAACGCCGUCACUGCCGGAGAGCCCCACCUGGCCACCGUCGCCAUCAACGGGCCGGCUUCUCGCGUGGGUGGCGUCGGUGCGGCCGACGGGUACACAGGGCCGGCCUCAUCGCCUGUCGGUGGCUCCUACGGGAACACCAGCCUGGCUGGGCCCAAGAUGGAUGGCCAGGUGCCGCUGCUGCAGACCCAGCUGAGCGGGGAAGAUGGCCGCCUGAACUCCAGCCCGGACGAGCACGAGCCCCUGCUCCGGAGGGAGCAGCCAGCCGCUCGGGAGCAACGCAUCCUGGACCGGCUGGCGGACCAUCACCAUCUGGCAGGCCGCACCAACUCCAACAACAACAACAGCAACAACAACGCCCACAACGGUGAUGGAAACGGCAACAGGACCGUCGCUGCGGCCUGCCCCCCCGCAGACCUGCCCGCGGCAUCGCAGGUUUCCGCCCCCACAGCCCCAGGACCUCAGGAGCAGGCCUCAUUACGGCCGGAGCGGCCCAGGAGAGCCGAACGGCCCAACUCCCUAGACCUGUCUGCCUCCCCCCUCGAGUGCUACUCCCUGACGGGCGACGGGGUGCCACAGGACGGGAGAGCUGGAUCAGGAGAGAAGAUUAAGAGACGCGUGAAGACACCUUACUCGCUGAAAAGCUGGCGGCCAUCCACCUGGGCGGUCUCCAGCAGCACCCUGGACGGGGAGGUCUACACCAACGGCGGAAGCGUGCAAUGCGACCACAUCCAGCAGCAGAACAGGAGCCGGCCUGGCACCGGCAGGUCUAAAUCAAGCACCGCUGUUUUCCUGGUAGGUGGGGGCACUGGCACCUCCACUGCGGCCCUGGCCUCCGACCCAACCAGCAUGACCUGCCUGUGAACUAUGGCCGACCAGGGGUGAGGGUUAAGAAGAUGGGGCUCAUCAAAGAAGAGCACGGUGGAGAUUCGUCCUUUCCCCAAAACCGACGCGGUUCAAUUUGUGUUUCGAAAAGUUGUUUAUUGAAAAGAACAGACUUAAAAACAGCAGAUAAGCGCUUAAUUUCGUAUUUUCCCUUCUCGUCGUUCUUCAACUGCUUUAAACAGAACUAAGCUAUGCAGCAGAGCUCGCAUCAAAGGCUUUUCCUUGUAUACGUCAUUUCACGUCCAUCUUUCUGUGUCUGUGUACGUCUGAAAAAUUUAUUUUGUUGCACUUUUCUGAAAGAGUUCUUAAUCGCACGGUUAAAUCUGUCUCUCCUUUCACCACACAAAAAAGUGGUCUUAAAAAAAAAAUCGAAGCGGGGGGGGGGGGGAGUACAAUCGUAACCAUGUGUUGAUUUUACAAUCAGUCAGCCACCCAUUUUAAUCGCAGUUCAUGUGUGAAACAAUCUAACAGAAAGAGUGGUGGACUUUAACACAGGGUUGCCUGCUAUGACUUACCCCCACUGAUUUGUUAAUUUUAUGCAAAGUAGAUUUAUUUGUAUGUUUUAAUAUAUGUUUACUUGUCCUGUUUAAUGUCUCUGUAUCCAUUUUGUAUAUUUUAAGAUGUGCAAUAGGCUUUAGCUUUGAGCUACAGUUUUAUUUUAAAUGCUUUUUUAAAUAUUUGCAGCUUUUUUGAUGUUGUAAGCGGUGCACUUGUAGACAGCACUUGGCCUGGGUUUAGUCAUAUCCGCCCUCUUUUGAGAGACAAUCGUCCAUCUCCAGAGUCGGCUCGCAGUUGGAAGGAACGGAAACAAAAUGGUCUCCGUGAUGGAGGGAGCUGCUUCUCUGUUACGUUUCACCUCCUAGACUGAAGCGGAAGGUAAACGGCCAAGAGGCGACGCCAACGACCACAUCGGAGACGAGAUGCUUGAGUUUGUGAGAAAAACUGGAUCUUUGUCAUGGAAAAAGAAAGACACCACAACCUUGUUACUUCAGUCAAAGUUGUAUGGCAGUUUUGUUUUUUUGGGUUUUUUUUUAUUGUUUUCCUGAGAGAAUGUCUGGACACAGCUCCAGCACGCGAUUUGGCCGCCAGCUUCUGCCGUCUCCUUUCUGUGCAGCUUGUACCCUUGAACCCUGGGCUCUGUCUGUGCUGUGGGGGAGAGGGGGGGGGGGGUACAAUAGAAUGAGGCUCCAUGGGGAGUGAUGAGAAAUGGGUCACACUAGUAAUGAUUUCCUAGUGAUCCUGUCACAGAGCCCUGAACACUAUGUGUAUUGAGUUGAAUUUACACUGUGGUCAUGCGCACUUACAUAUAAGAUUUGUGUGCGCGCAUGAAUGCAUAUGCGCAUUCAUGUGCAGUAUAUAUACACAGCCUGACCGUUCAUUUUGUGAUUAUCCGAAAUACAACUCUUACUUGGGACAAAAAGAGUUUGGUACUAUGUGAAGAAAAUAUGCAUUUUCUCCUUCAGAUUUAAGCAGCUAUAUUUCCUUUUGCUACUGGGAAGGAAUUCAGCCCUCAUAUCUGUAUGGUCUGUGUAGCACAUGACUCUACAGAGAGACUGGUUGGAAAUGACUAGGGGGCGAAGCCAGGGCCAAAAUGUAUGAUGUCGUCAUUAUUGCUAUAUUCUCUUCUUUUUGCUGGUUAUCGAUUUCAGUUUUCCAAAUGAACGUUUUAAGUGAAUGCUGUCUUCAGUGAAUGGUGUUCCAUGUAGCCUGUAUAUUUUAUUACAGUAUAAUGUUAUGCUGUCAUUUUGUCUUCAUUUUUUAAGUUCUCGAAUGUGUUACCUGGAAGCUAUAGGUUUACCCUAACCCCUUCCUUGUGGCAGAUUUGAGACACCCUACUUUUAUUUUAAUACUGAAGUUGACAUUACAGAGAUUUCUGCUGUUCUCCAUCAGAAUUUUUAAGUUACGUCCCUUCCGUGUCUCACAGACGUAAUCGUGACACUGUUUGUGUUCCACGAUCGCGCACGGUGCUUUUGCGCACUUGCGGUUUUCUGUGGAGAGGCGUGAUUGCUCAGUGUGAUAUGUAAGCCCAACGCAUUGAGAAGCGCGAGGAGUGUUUCCAAACUAUGGCACAGUGAGAGGUGGAAAGUUCAGGUCCAGAAAGUAGAAAAUCUGACCAUGAUUUAGUUUCAACCAACCCUUUGUGUAUGAAGAGUCAGUCUCAGACUACUCAACUGGUCGGCUAAUGGAACUGAACUUCACACCUCUGGGCACAGCGAAAAGCCCUCUAUACUAAUACCAGCGCUAGUCACAAGCCUAAGGAAAUCCCAGAAGCUGCCUCGCUUUACCUAUCUGCACGUUUUAUCGUAACCAUUUCUGUAGGAUGUAGUAUAUUUCAUUAAUUGAAAGUCGAAAAAGUUGAAUUCGAAAAGUUUCUAAAGACGUAAGCUUUGCACAAGUUAACUUUGCUAGUUAAAGCUUGUGUUCGCCCCGCUCUCGUCUUUCUCCUGAAAGGUACACACUCUUUCAUUUCUGUAUGUAUGUAAAAUACACUCACCUUUAUGUAAAUAUUGUUUGUACAUAACUUUUUCCAUAUAUGCAUAUAUAGAUGAACAAUCCUUCAGCUAUAUAUUCAGCAUGAAAUUACCAAUGAGGUACUGAUAUGGAGCCACGAAGGACGUCGGUAUCGCGACAUUUGACUUGGAGAUUAGAAUCGUACAGUCGUGCAGUUCAGUAAGGACACCGAUAUAUUCAUUUGCCAGUUUUUGCUGUCAAAAGUAUAAGCUAAGAAGAAAUUCUAGGUAUCCUGUUAUUUGUGAAUGUUCGGGCUGGAAAUGAACUAAAACGUGGUGUCCUGUUACAAGCUGAAGCGAGGGUCUUAACCUGACAAAAAGGACCAGUUCUUUGUUAUACCCAUACCGAAACCAUGCUGUUCAUUUGUAACGAAAAUUGACCUCUGUUUACAACUACAACUGUGUUACAUUUAAGGAGAGUGGGUUUAUGUUACAGUUGGAAGCAAGUUAAAAUCGUAAAUCUGUUCAUAAAUCUCGGAUCUUUUAUUUUUACAUACAAUACGUGCACAUAAAAAUUCAUUAACUAUUUGCUAUGACUUGUCAAUAGAUCACAACUUACUCUUAAAUUUUAACAUCGGCACACAACGUAUUAGAGGUCAGCUAAGACCACGUGAUGAUAUUCUAAAACUGUUUUUAAAAAACAACAAUCAUAUUAGGUUAAUUGCGUUUUUUUAAUAAAAGCACACGAUGCCGUACAUGUAUUUCAGUGUGGAGAGUGUGAAAAGCUCAGCUGCGGUUACUUUGCAAUUCUUGUUGAAACUUGAAGGCGACGUGUGACAUCUGGCCCUACAUCAGAGUUGCUGAAACAGAAAUGCCACUGAAAUGUUUUUUUUUUUAUUAAAGCUUGUAUGAAAUAAGACGAGGAUGAACAAAUGACGACAUGCGAUUAUUCUGCUCAGAAGUAUACUUGUUUAAAAUGACAUUUACAUGAGACUGCUUGCUGUAAACCCAUGCAUUAAUCAGUUGAUUAAAGAUACUGCUGGAAAAAAA
Messenger RNA from Brienomyrus brachyistius, 8128 nucleotides. Its product is annotated as bone morphogenetic protein receptor type-2-like. Gene Ontology annotation, molecular function: ATP binding; transforming growth factor beta receptor activity. Gene Ontology annotation, biological process: cellular response to growth factor stimulus; BMP signaling pathway; protein phosphorylation. Lineage: Eukaryota; Metazoa; Chordata; Actinopteri; Osteoglossiformes; Mormyridae. The record is from RefSeq and is a predicted model, not a curated record. The transcript is spliced from 13 exons. Bases 1056 to 4607 code for a protein of 1183 amino acids. Gene Ontology annotation, cellular component: plasma membrane; signaling receptor complex.